This is a messenger RNA of Culicoides brevitarsis, 2276 nucleotides long. Its product is annotated as protein yellow. The coding region runs from base 1 to 1845 and encodes 614 amino acids. The transcript has 3 exons. NCBI's taxonomy places the organism in Eukaryota, Metazoa, Arthropoda, Insecta, Diptera, Ceratopogonidae. Gene Ontology annotation, cellular component: extracellular region. The record is from RefSeq and is a predicted model, not a curated record.
AUGACAUCCAAACUACUUUUGAGUAUUUUUGCGACAAUUCUCAUCAUCGCGAGCGUUUCCUGCAACGAUAAUCUCCAGAUCGCCUACCAAUGGAAACAGCUCGACUUUGAGUUCCGUAAUGAGCAAGAUCGUCACGAGGCAAUGGAUAACGGGACUUUUAUCCCAGCGAACAUUAUCCCUAUGGGACUUGAAGUUUAUCAAAAUCGUCUCUUCAUGACGAUGCCCCGAUGGAAAAAUGGCGUUCCCGCUACUUUGGCGUAUAUUGAUCUAAACGGCUCUGAAAUGAAGACAAAUAUAAAAUGUGAAGCAAAAGCAAGUGUCGAAACGAAAGUUACGCGAAUUAAAAAGACUUUUGCGACAAAAAGACGCAAAAAUCGCAAGAAAAAUGCGUUUCAAGAACAAAGGAACAGCCAUGUUGGAACUUCUGAGAAUAAAAGUCGUGAGAUUCCGACAAAUGUGAAUUUGUGGCAGAACGCUUAUACGAAUGCCAUGCGUUGGCAGUGUGAACAACAAGUGCGUUUCUGGAAAAAUAUCGCCGAGAAAUAUAAGAAAGAAAAUGAAGAAUUGAAGCGUCAAUUGGCAGAACGUAAAGAGAAUGAAGAAAAAAGUGAGGAAUGUGAAGUCGAGGCUGAUACGGUAGAUGAGCAAUUUAUAUCGUUCCUUGAGAUAACAGCAAAGCAUCGAAUGGAGCGAUAUAGCCAGCGGGUUCUUGAGGAGCGUGAUAAUACGACAACUCAAUCUCCGAAAUUGAAGCCAUACCCAAGCUGGAGUGCUCAUAUGUACGAACCCCGUGAAUUAGUCUCUCCUUUCCGUAUUCGUGCUGAUCAAUGCGGCAGGUUAUGGGUCAUCGAUUCGGGAUUCAACAACAUUUUAUCAGAAGAGGAUCGUGUCGCUGUACGACAUCCCUCUUUAGUUGUUUAUGAUCUCCAUAACGAUAAUUUGUUACGUCGUUAUGAAUUCCCCAUGGAUCAAGUUAAAAAUGAUUCUUUAUUUGCCAAUAUUGCUGUUGAAGAUGACGAUUGCGAUGAUGCAUAUGCCUACGUUACCGACAUCUUCAAUCCCGCUUUAUUGGUUUACAGCUGGAAACAACAAACCUCAUGGCGCGUCACUCAUCAUUACUUCCAUCCCGAUCCAUUAGCUGGCAAUUACAGCAUCGGCAACAUUUCUUUCCAUUGGGAUGAUGGGUUAUUUGGUAUUGCAUUGUCCAAACCACAAGCUGAUGGAUUCCCAACGUUGUAUUUCCAUCCAUUGAGUUCAACCAAUGAGUUUAGUGUUUCGACACGUGUCUUGAGAAAUCAGUCUGCCGCGACAAACCAACAAGAAAUCUUCAAUGAGUUUAAAAUUCUCGGAACUCGUGGACCCAAUGGGCAAUCUGCUGUUUCGUUCCUCGAUAAAAUCACGGGAGUUUUGUUCUAUACGUUGCCGAACUUGAAUGCGAUCGCUUGUUGGCGCACAAAUUCCAAAACUAAAACGUACACGAUCAAGAGUCAAGGACGCGUUUACAUGUCGCCCGUUGACAUGAGUUUCCCGAAUGACAUCAAAGUCGAUGAUCAGGAUCGUUUAUGGGUUUUAUCCAAUAAGUUACAUAUCUUCAUGUAUUCUGAAUUGAAUCCAAAUGAUGUGAAUUUCCGUAUUUUGACCGCUACGGUGAAAGAUGCCAUUGAACAUACAGCGUGCGAUACAAAAACCAAACCUUUGACAGAGAUUAUCGAUCGUUUGGGCGGGAUUUUGAGACCGAGCACAACAGCGCCCCCAACUGUACAAGGAACUGCAAGCGCCAUUCAGUUAUCUGUCGUUUUGACAAUUGUCUCAAUUGUUACGUCAUUUUCGUUUUUCGCUCAUUAAGGUGCCAUUAUCAAUUUAAUUUGGAGAGUGGAUUAAAAUACUUAACUCAACUUGAGAGUUAAUUUCUUUUCGUGUUAAUCGUUUGAAUGAUAACUGCAGUAACCAUCGAUAAAUAAUGAACAUCGAAUUCUUCGAACCUGCUUUGGUUACAUAUAACUUGUAACUUGUAGAUUAACCACUCAGAAUAAUACAAUAAAACGACGUCUUUUUGAAGCACUUCACUUAAAGAUAAAACAAUUUAUAACUUUAGUUAGCAGUCACAAACGACACCUUUCUGAAUUCUGAAUUAAAUAAAAGACAACUUUUAACUUACAAAAAUUAUUUCCCAACUUUUUUGAACAAAUAAUUUUUUUUAUUAAAAUUGAUAACUUUGUUAAAAUAAUAACUUGAGCUUAAAUUAAAAAUUAAUUAAGAAUUUAAAAAAUAACUUU